This is a messenger RNA of Brassica napus (rape), 1275 nucleotides long. Its product is annotated as DUF724 domain-containing protein 3. The transcript has 6 exons. Bases 79 to 780 code for a protein of 233 amino acids. The record is from RefSeq and is a predicted model, not a curated record. NCBI's taxonomy places the organism in Eukaryota, Viridiplantae, Streptophyta, Magnoliopsida, Brassicales, Brassicaceae.
UCGGGCUCUUUAUAACUUUCUAAGCCAUCAUUGUUUACCCACUCUCAGUUCUAGGGUUUCUAUUUUCCGACAAUACCAAUGAAGAAAUGCGAUGAGAUUGAAGUCUCCUCUAACGAACAAGGGCUUAAAGGGUCUUGGUUCAGAGCCAUUCUCGAAACCUCUGUGUCGGUAUAUGGAAACAUAAGGAUUCACCACCAGAUCUGUUCCAGAUCAAGACAGCAUUUUGACAGGGUCGGACGAGUAUGGGACAGACCACGAAAGAAGAGAUUUCUAUAUAAGACAUUAACAUUUAGCUGUGGAACCAUGGUGGAAGUGAAUGACACGGAUGAUGAUGAUGAUGAGGUUGAUUUGUGGGUACCAUCGGUGAUUGUUAAGGUAAUGAAGGAUAAGAAGAGUUUUGUUGUCAAGCCUUUCAAGCGCAUUAACUGGGACGAUGGUGAAACACUAAAACCAAACAGAACCGUUGGUUUAAACAGCAUUAGGCUCACACCAGUCCAUGUUUCUGUUGAAAAAAGCUAUGGAUUGAUGGAGUCUGUUGAAGUGUUUCUCGAACCGGGAUGGCAUUCAGGGACGGUGACGAGUAUCCUCUGUGAGAAUAGGUACACUGUGUGUUUGAAUGCUACUAAUGAGUCUUUGGUGUUCAAACACGAUGCUCUAAGGCCUUCAGGGGAGUCAAUAACCACACUGGUCUUGCAAGACACUAGUGAAGUAAAUGCUGCCAUCACUCCUCAAAUGUCUCUGGUUUCAGUAAACUUUAAACUGAAUCUGUUUCAUCUCUAGCCCCUUCCCCAGCCAGAUCUGCGACAACAUUGAAUCAAACAGAGGCUGGAACUGAGGGAAUCUCUGUUCAGCCGGUGAGUGAUCAGAGUGGCUUGGGAAACCAUACAACACAAGAGAAUGAGAGCAGCGGAGAAGUUAACAACAAUCAAAAGAGGAGAAGAGAACAUAACCUUAGUUCUUCUACUCCUGGUGUUUAGGCCACAACCAUUGUUUUGCCUUUUGCGAAAAAGUCACAUCUCUGGUAGUGAUUAUUGGGGAGAAGCCUAAGUAAGAAGGAACAAGAGUUCAAGGAAGUUGUAGAUCAAGAGCAGAGUCCGGUGUCUUUUUUCAGUUUUUUGAGUCAAACAAGCUGUUGUGCCAUGUGAACCUAAAUGGUCUUAGAGCAGGAUCAUCAGAAAUGAAGCUAGCUAACUAUUUAUUAAACUGAAUCUUUUGUUAGUUAAUCUGAUCUUGACAUAGUUAAUUAGUAUCAUUGACUUUGUUUUAAAGUGUUAA